GGGCCUGCGCCCGCCUCUUCCCCGCGCUGCUGCGGCGCGGGGACCUGCUGGCCGGGCCCCUGCCCCCGGAGGACGCCCCGCUGCCGGAUGGCUGCAGCGCGGAGGAGCAGUACAAGAUCUGGAUGAGGCAUCGCUACCACAGCUGCGUCCGCUGCUUGGCCGAGCUGACGGGCCACUCCUCCUUUGAGGUCAAGAAAAUGUCGCUCUGCACCCUGAUGAAGUUCGUGGAGGUGGAAGGGGAGCACCCACUGGUCAAAGCAGAGUGGAAAGGCAGUUUCAUUUUUCCUCGUGAGCUUUUAAAAGUAGUGGUGGAGAGCUUAAUUCCCUGCGAAGAGGAUUCCUCGCUCCUCAUCUCGCGCUUCCAGGAAUAUCUGGAAUAUGACGAUGUCCGUUACUUCGUGAUGAAGGCAGUGACUGAAAAUAUUGGGCAAGUCAUGCAGAAGACUAAGGAGAUUCCACUGCCUGUGUACCAGCAAAAUGUAUUUUCCCUCAUUUCAUCCAUUAGCAUGCCGAGCAGAAAGACUGAGCUUGUCAGUUUUAUGGUGAAGCAAGAUCACCUGGAGGAAUGGAAGGUGUCAAAGCUCAAGGAGCACAAGCGGGCCUUUGAGAGGAUGUGGCUGGUCUUCCUGAAAUACAAGCUACCCAGCAGUUUGUACAAAAAGGUUCUUAUGAUUCUGCAUGACUCCAUCCUGCCUCACAUGAAUGAACCCACCCUCAUGAUAGACUUCCUGACAGCAGCCUAUGACAUAGGUGGCGCGAUCAGUCUUCUAGCCUUAAAUGGGUUAUUCGUUCUGAUUCAUCAGCAUAACCUGGAAUACCCUGACUUUUACAAAAAGCUGUACAGCCUCUUGGACCCCUCCAUCUACCACGUGAAGUACCGUGCCAGGUUUUUCCGUUUGAUGGAUUUAUUUUUGUCUUCGUCGCAUUUACCCGCAUAUCUGGUGGCGGCGUUUAUAAAGCGCCUCUCUCGGCUGGCCCUCACCGCUCCCCCCGAGGCCCUGCUCAUGGUCAUUCCCUUCAUCUGCAAUCUUUUCCGGAGGCACCCAGCUUGCAAGGUUCUUGUGCACAGACCCAGCGGGCCUGAAGAUCUGUUGGAAGAUCCGUACGUCAUGGAGGAAGAAGAGCCAUCUGAAAGCAGAGCUCUGGAGAGCUCCCUCUGGGAGCUGCGGGCUCUUCAGAACCAUUAUUACCCUGAUGUGGCCAAAGCAGCCACCAUUGUGAAUCAGUCACUGUCAGAUAUGGAGGAUGACAUAUCGGGGCUCUUGAAGCUGUCUACUUAUGAGCUUUUUGAUAGAGAAGUAAUGAAAAACACCACCGACGUGCCUCUGGAGUUCGAACAAGUGAGAGGGCUGUUUGGCAAAAAGAAUGACAUAUUUGCAGAGUAUUUUGCGCUGGACUGAUGUUGCAUGUUCCCUGGCUGGUCGGUAGCAAACAGGCCUCUAUGGCUGCCCAGCUCUGCUUGUUCAUGUGGACUUUCUGGAGUUUUGGGCUUUAAAAUAAUUCCAGGUAAUGGCUGGACUACCCAACGAGGGGUGGUACUUACUUUGGUGGCCUUUGUCAGCAGCUCUGAAUGGACUCUUACUCCUUGUUUGCAAACAGGCGCAGUUUUUCACACUGACUGGCUUUUGCGUUUUAUCGCCACCCCAGCCUGGAGUUAGUAAACACUUUUUUUAUGGGCAAAUGAUUCUGUGACUCAAGAUUCGUGGUCUGUGCUCUUGUUCCUUUCUCUGAAGUGUCUGCUACUGGAUGCAGUCAGUGCCGGGGUUGAUUUACAUAGAUCUGGUGGGAAUACAGCCUUUUACCUAGCACAUAAGGAGGAGGGCAGGUAGAAGGGUUUCUUUCCAGAUUUUAAGCCUAGAUCCUGCCUUGAAGGAUCACAGUUCACUUGAGAAUUGUCUGGUGAUCUCAAAGUCUUCCAAAGUCUUGUAGGUGAUGUUAAAGUCUCCAUCUGUUUUACAACCUUACCUAGGCAGGAACCAGCCUAAUCAAAGAAAUAAUAAACAUUUCCACUCAC
Molecule: messenger RNA, 2014 nt
Organism: Gavialis gangeticus (Gharial)
Lineage: Eukaryota; Metazoa; Chordata; Crocodylia; Gavialidae
Gene: NOC4L
Product: nucleolar complex associated 4 homolog
Exons: 14
Coding region: 123-1400 (425 amino acids)
Biological process (GO): ribosome biogenesis
Cellular component (GO): Noc4p-Nop14p complex; small-subunit processome; nucleolus
Source: RefSeq, a predicted model, not a curated record